Molecule: messenger RNA, 207 nt
Organism: Cladophialophora psammophila CBS 110553
Lineage: Eukaryota; Fungi; Ascomycota; Eurotiomycetes; Chaetothyriales; Herpotrichiellaceae
Exons: 1
Coding region: 1-207 (68 amino acids)
Source: RefSeq, a predicted model, not a curated record
AUGGGCGGAGGCGGCAAAGUACCGUACCCUAAACACGUCUGGUCCCCCGCUGGUGGAUGGUAUGCACAACCUCACAACUGGCGAGCGAAUACGUUGGUCAUGGGCGUGGUCAUUGCUGCGUGCGUGGGGCUUGCUUGGAGGGUUUCGGCCGAGAGAGAAUUCAGGAAUAAGAUGCCAGAGAAGGGUGUGUUUUUCCCGAGCCGGUAG